Molecule: messenger RNA, 645 nt
Organism: Neopsephotus bourkii (Bourke's parrot)
Lineage: Eukaryota; Metazoa; Chordata; Aves; Psittaciformes; Psittacidae
Gene: SYCE2
Product: synaptonemal complex central element protein 2
Exons: 3
Coding region: 1-645 (214 amino acids)
Biological process (GO): synaptonemal complex assembly
Cellular component (GO): central element
Source: RefSeq, a predicted model, not a curated record
AUGGCGGCUUCUUCUUCACUGCCAGCUUCCCGCCUUUUUGCUUUCGGCUUUCUGAUUGGUUCGUCGUCAGCCAAGCCGGGCGCUGAUUGGUGGCUGGAGUCCCCGCCCACUUUACCUCAGAGCUCUGGGUCCUCUCUCGCCGCCUUCUGGCCGCUUCCCGGUGGCUCCGUCCCGGUCCUGUCCCCGUCCCCAUCCCCGUUCCCGACCCCCCGGUCCGGGAAUACCCCACUGCUCCCCCUCCCACAUGUGUCUGUGUUUGGGCCUGGGACGGAGCCGGUGCCCGGUGCAGAGGCAGCGCUGGAUGCUCCAUCCUCCCGGUACUUCGCCGCCCUGGAUGCCAGCGUUGGGGACCUGCAGCACCGCGCUCAGCACCUCAUUGACAGCGUCAACAGCAGCAGGAAGCAGGAUCACAGCGUGAUGAGCACCUUCCGAGACAGCCUCCUGCUCAAGGUUUCGGGCCUGGCGGAGCAGCUGGAGGAGCGGCUCUUCCACCUCUAUGGCAUCCACAAUGAGCUGAUCCAGGAGCGGCUGCAGGAGCUGGCUGAGGUGAUGGAGAGGGUUGGGGAGGCCGCGGCCGAGCUCCGCCACGUCUGCCGCACCGUGGAGGCUGCUUACCGGGACCUCUGCCUGCAGCCCGAGACCUGA